This is a messenger RNA of Xiphophorus hellerii (green swordtail), 895 nucleotides long. RefSeq names its product cilia and flagella associated protein 90 (gene cfap90). Lineage: Eukaryota; Metazoa; Chordata; Actinopteri; Cyprinodontiformes; Poeciliidae. Bases 116 to 523 code for a protein of 135 amino acids. The transcript is spliced from 3 exons. The record is from RefSeq and is a predicted model, not a curated record.
CAUCACAUCCGACCUCCGCUCGGUAUCCUAGCAACCGCCAAACACUACCGGUCUCUCAGGCUGUGACAGUUCCCGUCUUCGGGGAGGUCGGCUCGUUUGUUUGCUCGUGUGGAAGAUGGACGCUUCACCCGAGGAUCAAACCAAAGCGGUGGUUAAACCCUCAAUCUUCAGUUUAAUCUCACCGCGACGGAAGGAGCCCAAAGAAAUGUCUUACUUCAACACCAAGGCAAAGGUCACUGAAGUGCCCAUGUUUGACCGAAUGUACCACGACACUGAGGAUUUCGAUAUGAAGGAGCGAUUCCACACCCAGAAGUGUGGGAGAGGACUCGACAUAAACGAGGAGGAGAAGUCCAGACCGGUAGCUCUGCUGUCGUCUUCGGAAUAUGGGCGUCGUUUCAAUUCAACCAUCAACCGAACAGCGAAGCGGCACCCACGCGUGGCUUUGAUCGAAUCCGAUUUUUACAGAAAAAGCGGGAUCAUCUGGAGUAUGGCAGAAGGAUAUGGGUCAGUGGUUCCACUCUGAAAGCUCUGUCCCACCCUGACAUACAAGGGGCUGGUUCCUUCUGUCUUUGCAUAAUAAAUGUGUUUUUCACCAGGUUGUCUUUGUGUGAUAGGACAGUUUCUACCACCUUUUUAGAUAUAUGCUUGACAUCGAGUUUCAGAUUGAAUAACAUUCAUAGAUAUGCUACCUUCUCUACAGAUGAAUCAGAAAGUAAACACACAGUGACAUUAAACACAAAAUAGUGAUUUAGAAUCACUGUAAAGUCAUGAACAAGUUUGUUCACGCGACAAGUCAUUAAAAACAUGCAUCACCCUCCAACUAAUUCCCGUCUUCUUCGUCAUAGUUUGCACCAGUGGCGACAUCCUGUUGUUGAUCAUGUGACUCGUGUGAUGC